UGGUUUUCACUUUCUCUGUGCCUGUAUUAAUACGUUAGCAACAUACACAUCCAGUCCGAACUCUUUCUCUCCCGAGUCACACAGAGAGAGAGAGAGAGAGAGAGAGAGAGAGAGGGAGGGAGAAAUGGAGGGAGAGAUCAUCUACCCAAACUACAGCUUAGAUAAGGAGAUAAGUAACUUCAUCAAGGUAUGGGUUUCAGUUAUUACAUCCCUAUCAUACUGCAAAUUUACAAGUAAAAUAGUACCAAAAGGCCUACUUAGAUUUCUCACAUUCAUCCCUAUCAUUUGCCUCUUCUUAUACCUCCCUCUCAAUCUCCACUCCAUGCACCUCGGUGGCAUGAGCUGUUUCUUCGUCGCUUGGCUUUCCAAUUUCAAAAUCCUCUUGCUCGCCUUCGACAAAGGCCCCCUCUCCGACCCAACUCUCUCUCUCCCCAAGUUCCUCGCCAUCGCUUGUUUCCCCAUCAAGAAAACCGAACCAAAAAACCCACCUCCAGAAUCCAUAACCAAACCAAACCCAUCUCCCCAAAUCACCAAAAAAUUAGGCCACAAAUCGGUUAGGAAUUACGCUCUCAAGGGGCUUCUCAUUGCUGCCUUUGUGCAAAUUUAUGACUACAGUGAGCGUAUACACCCGAAGGUUAUUUUGGUCAUCUACUGCUUCCACAUAUACUUCAUGUUGGAGCUGAUGCUAGCCGCCGUCGCAACCCUGGCUCGAGCCACUCUCGGGUUAGAGCUUGAGCCGCAGUUCAACGAUCCGUUCCUCUCCACCUCCUUACAAGACUUCUGGGGGAAAAGAUGGAACUUGAUGGUCUCGCGUACACUGCGCCCGACCGUAUACGAUCCUACCCUCAGCAUCUCGACGCGGAUCGUGGGCCGGAAGUGGGCCCCGUUGCCUGCCGUGUUCGCCACGUUCGUGGUGUCGGCCCUGAUGCACGAGCUUAUAUUCUACUACUUGGGGCGGAAGCGGCCCACUUGGGAGAUCACGUGGUUUUUCGUUCUCCACGGGGUGUGUUUAGUUGUUGAGAUAGUGAUAAAGAAGUUGUUGAAGGGCAGGUGGCAGUUGCCUCCGGUGAUCUCGACGCCAUUGACCGUCGUGAUUGUGAUGGGUACCGGCUUUUGGCUGUUCUUCCCACAGUUUUUAAGGUUCAAAGCGGACGCAAGAGCGUUUGAAGAGUACGCGAUUUUAGGAGCCUUCGUGAAGGACGUAGUUGGUGGAGCUCUGAGGUCGCGGCAUUUCAAUGGCACUGCAGUUUAACAUUACACGCGCAUGCUCAUUAAUUAAUUGUUUCUUUUUUCACAAAAAAACAAUCAUGGAUUAGGUACUACUCCUAUAAUAAUCAUGGAUUAGGAGUCCUAUUGUACUAUAUUUAGUAAAACUAAAGUGAAAACCUACUAAGAUCUCGUUGGGCUAAA
Messenger RNA from Rhododendron vialii, 1410 nucleotides. RefSeq names its product acyl-CoA--sterol O-acyltransferase 1-like. The coding region runs from base 125 to 1252 and encodes 375 amino acids. The transcript has a single exon. The record is from RefSeq and is a predicted model, not a curated record. NCBI's taxonomy places the organism in Eukaryota, Viridiplantae, Streptophyta, Magnoliopsida, Ericales, Ericaceae. Gene Ontology annotation, biological process: lipid metabolic process.